Molecule: messenger RNA, 709 nt
Organism: Fomitiporia mediterranea MF3/22
Lineage: Eukaryota; Fungi; Basidiomycota; Agaricomycetes; Hymenochaetales; Hymenochaetaceae
Exons: 3
Source: RefSeq, a predicted model, not a curated record
GAUGCUCCCCAACAAUUCCUGCCAGCGAGACUUCAGAAGGCUAUUGCACCUCCAUUUGAUCUUGAGCCAUGCCGACCGUUCGCAACAUUCCUGCUCCUUGUCGUGCAACCAGUUACCAGACCCGAGGUGACUCUGAAUACACGACCCCUCCGCGGCCUUCCUCGUACAGAGCCUCCGCCUCUCCCACCACGAAGUCCCCGAAGAAGAAGAAACCAUCCAAUGCAUUCUUCCUCUACCGUUCAUAUGUCAUCGCAAACGGCUUGCUUCCCGAUGACGUCAAGCAUCAGAACGACGCGUCUCGGAUGGCUGCACUCAUGUGGAAGGGCGAAUCUGCGGAAGUGCGGAUGAAAUUCUUCGCCGAGGCGGAGAAGAAGAAGGAAGAACAGAAGAAGGAGGAUAGGGAGUUGACAUUAACACCGUCCACGCCGACAUUGUCUUCACCUUCGACCAGUUCAUUCCCGAACUCUUCUCGUGCCUCGUCUCCUGCGACGCCGCGUACCCCUUACUCGCCGUUUGUUCAGACACCUACCACACCCAAGGGAUUUACACCCAGAUUUCCCGAUUUUCUACCUCAAUCACCUUCUCCGUCGCGUCCAUCACAACCUUCGCGGCAUCUCGAACGUACUCUGAAGCACGAAUCGUUCCCUGAGAUAAACUACGACGAACCGCUACUUUUCGCACUGUCGGACGAGUGGGCAUCUCCAAUCCA